Habropoda laboriosa is the source of this 1048-nucleotide messenger RNA. Its product is annotated as transmembrane protein 205. Lineage: Eukaryota; Metazoa; Arthropoda; Insecta; Hymenoptera; Apidae. Bases 131 to 1048 code for a protein of 305 amino acids. The transcript is spliced from 4 exons. The record is from RefSeq and is a predicted model, not a curated record.
CGUCUUAGAAAAAUUCAACGGCGUUCUCGUGCGUAAUUGGCAUAAACGAUUUGGCACAUUUCGAAGCGUAACUUAUCUUUCCUCUUUAUCGCGCACGAUCUCGAUAGACGGUUGCCAAAAAGGAAGAAACAUGUGUGUACGUACGUUGGUUGGUACCGAAAGCAAUGAGCCGGUAGUGGUAUUCAGUAAUCAGAGCAAGCUUCAAAAAGCAAAAGAGAAAUAUAUAAAGUUACACGACGACCUGGUCGCCAAGGACCUGGAGAUAAUUAAGCAGCGAAAAAAUGAAACUAUCUUCAUACCAGAACUAGCAGAUGACAUUUUAAGGGCCAGUACGAUAAAUUACAGCUGGGUUCUGAAAGCUUUAUCCAAAUACUACGAGGCGAUACAACAAACAAAAAUCUUCAAAAUCCUGUUUCACACGACACAACCGGCUCAUGUAAUUAUGAUAGCAGCAGUUUUGUGCGUGACAUCGGCCCUCGUACCAACCACAGACAGAAUGCACGUUGGACAUCCACAAUCGAGAGCAACGUCUUUCAUUUACCUUGCUUCCUUCGUGAUGCAUCUUGGUGCCCAAAUUUGGAUGACUUUUGUAUCUGGUCUUUCCUUAUACUUUGCAUUGCCAAGGCAUACGUUUGGAGAGGUGCAACGCGUCUUAUUCCCCAGAUACUUCACUAUCAACGCGUGUCUCAGCCUUAUCACACUUCUAAUUUUCGUCAAACAUCAUCCUGUACACACCUGGGACACUGAAAUAUCCAUUCAGGUGGGUGGUAUGUCCAGUGCCUUUUUCCUGGAGCUACUGAUAAGACUUUAUCUAACCCCACCUCUCCUACAACUAAUAGUGCAGAAGAACACCCUAGAACGUGCUGCUGGUGUCGGCAACGAGAUUGGUGUUCACAAUCCUGGUCCACUGAAACACUGCCCUCACUAUUUAAAGAUUCAUCAAGCUUUCAGACGUGUCCAUGUUUACAUAGCAAUGGGAAACAUGCUGACCAUGGGAUGUACAGUGUUACAUCUUCAUUAUAUAGCUAGCAAAUUGUGCGUUCUUUAA